CUUGCGAAAGAUAACUCAAUAAAUGCUACAUGACGAAGGGUAAAUUUAGCCAGUUGUUAGACGGAUAGCUGCAAAUUUCAAUUUUGCCUGUGCUCCUUACAAAAUCUACUCCAACGACAUUACAUCAUGCGUUGGUUCCAUCUCUUGUUCACUUUUGGCGCAGUUUACUGGAGUGGUCCCCAUCUUUACUGCCAUGGAUUGGAUCUUUCGAUAAUAGUCGAUACCUUAGUUGGACCGCUUGGACCAGUACCUCUUCGCUGUGGUUUAGAACUUACCAAGCCAAUCUGCAAUUCCACUUCUGGCGAAUGCCAUUGUCCUAAGGAUUAUCCCUGCGAGAGAAACUACGACUGCUUCGAAGGCAAUGACACCAGUUUAAUUCGGGUGGGACUUGAUUGCGUUGGAAUGCCUGAACUAUAUCCGUCUUGCUGCUGGAAAAGAUGUAGUGGAGAUACUGCUGGCUACUGCCGUUGCCAAUCUAGCGGUUUGUUAGGGUGCAGAGGUGGGGACGACGGGAUAGCAGUCUACAAUCAAAACUGUUGAACAAAAAAUUUAAAUGAGCCUUGAGAAAAUUUUAUGCAGGGAGAAAGAAUGAUUUUACUUAAUUAUUUUCAAUUGAAACAAAUAAAUAAAAUCUAUCAAUGUAUACAUUUUGUUUGUGAAGUUAAAAAA
Messenger RNA from Folsomia candida, 669 nucleotides. RefSeq lists its product as uncharacterized. The record is from RefSeq and is a predicted model, not a curated record. Lineage: Eukaryota; Metazoa; Arthropoda; Collembola; Entomobryomorpha; Isotomidae. Bases 127 to 540 code for a protein of 137 amino acids. The transcript is spliced from 4 exons.